GCCAACUCUCUUUCUAGGCAAGCCAGAACGCGCACGCUGAAUGCCAUUCACCCCGGACGAUUAUCAGUAGGACGACAGAGCUUGGACGCCUCGGGACUGCGCAAAUGCCCAACGAACGUCUUGUCACCGUUUUUCACCAUAAUAAUCUAUGCCCCAACAUAUAACGUGCCCCCACUCCAGGCUAGCAUUUGUGUGCAGCUGCGGGUAUCAGGGCUUAUAGACAAUAUUUUUUUGAACAAUAUGCAGCGGCUGCUGCUUACACUUUUGGUUGGAGUUGCUUCGUUACGCCUCACUUAUGGCGAGGCGUCCUGCGCACAGACGGACGAAGAGCUAGCACCGAUCUAUGAAGGCCUAAAUAAUGAUGUGAAGUAUUGGAAGGAUAAGCUGGGAGCCAGGCAGCUGAACUCAACUGACUUAACGCUGCUGUUUAGCCGGAAUGCUCUGCCCUGGGACACUAACCCGUGGACGGAUGAGGGCACCGGCAUGGCCAAUGCUGAGUUUACAGCAGUGGCUAUCAUUGACAAUAAAUGGUACUUCCCGUUUAGGGAAUGGGGCUACGACGCCAACUGCUCAAGGCGCGAGGACUGGUGUUCUCCGCGCAUGACAGCCAUGCAAACAGCAUUCAACAGAUGGGCACAGCAGACAAAGUUCCCGGACUCCAUAUUCCUACUAGACCUCGAAAACGGCGGUACAUGUCGUACAGAGGCUCAAUGCCCGGCGCCUAUUUUGGCAAUCUUCGGUCUGCUCCGAACACCCGAGUUCGCUUCCGCCGACAACCACCGCAUCCCCCACGGGCUGGGCAGCAUCCUGGUGCCGGACACGGCGCACAACUCUCAUGACAUGAAGCUAGUCAGCAAGCCCUGGGGGGAGAAGAUGAGGAAGGCCAUCUUCCGCGGUGCCGCUCACUGCCCGCAGUUCCACGCCAACCCCUUUGCCCGCUGCUCCCGAAAGGAGUACACGGAGCUAGCCAAGGGGGCGGGAGCUGGGGUGCUGGAGAUGAUGGAAUGGGACGAGGCGGUAGGUCCCUUCCACGCGGACGGUCAGAGCUGGCCUGAAGACUACGGCAAGUACAUGUUUGCUCUGGCGCUGGAAGGGAUCUCGGGAUGCGUUAAGUUGGAGGAGCUCCUCCACGUCAAUUCUGUCGUACUCAAGGAGUGGAGCCCCGUGGUAGAGUACUACAUGCGCUACCUGCGUCCCCACGAGCACUACCUGCCCAUCCUCUCCUCCUCGCCCACCGACGUCCUCGACGUCAUCCGCAACACGACGGUGGAGGAAGGGCAGCGCAUCGCGAGCAACGGCCAGGAUUUUGCGUCACGAUUCUUAUGCGACCACGCCAAGAUGCUGUAUUUUAAGAAAGCGCUGGAGCAGUAUAAGGCCCUGUUUAGUGACAUGGAUGCCUACAUUGCGCAGCGUGUGAGGCCGCUGCUGCAGGCGAAAGAAAAGUUGGGACUGGGACAUACCCGCUAUCCCAGGACGGGAUGAGGAUAAGAGUGAGGAAUCGGUGUGUUAGAGGGACACCAGCCCAAGACGGGGCGGCGGUGACAUGGUAUUACAUAUAGGGUGCCCUUUUGGUAGGGAGUUUAGGGGGCGGCCCAUGUAACAACAAACACAGCAACGAACGGGUUGUUGUGGCUCGCUUGGACAAACUCAUUCCCCGGCGUCUUGCCCUAACUUGUGGUUUGGUAGUUCUAUGACCCGGGUGUUUCUUUGCCUUGCACGUCUGUGGUAGGUCACAAGAACAGGUACGGAGAAGUUGGGGCUGGGGCACCUUCCCCAAGGCGACCGUAAUAAGGGUUGCUUAGGAUUCAUUCCCGCAGCCGGGUCAUUUCGCUGUUGGGUGCAAUUCGAGGGAGGGAUCCGUGGUUCGAUUACACUCUCAGGAGCCUAGGUCUAAGCCACAUGUACAUGUUGAAUCCGUGUACAUGGGGAAUCGUAUGCGUUAACUGUGAGAAUGUCUUCUUAGGGUAUUGGAAACAAAAGCAGGGGAGCGUGAUCGGGAUACGACAUACAGGCCUCAACGUGCCAUACAUUACACUGCGUCAUGGCUCGCUGGGCUAUGUAACUUAAUCAGUCACGAC
Messenger RNA from Astrephomene gubernaculifera, 2078 nucleotides. The record is from the annotation of a GenBank genome assembly. NCBI's taxonomy places the organism in Eukaryota, Viridiplantae, Chlorophyta, Chlorophyceae, Chlamydomonadales, Astrephomenaceae.